Limanda limanda (common dab) is the source of this 1830-nucleotide messenger RNA. RefSeq names its product piggyBac transposable element-derived protein 4-like. The record is from RefSeq and is a predicted model, not a curated record. Lineage: Eukaryota; Metazoa; Chordata; Actinopteri; Pleuronectiformes; Pleuronectidae. The coding region runs from base 1 to 1830 and encodes 609 amino acids. The transcript has 3 exons.
AUGGCGAACUACGUGUGGAAGCUAACACGGGACCGAGAGGCCAUGGAGCUGUGUGUCCGCGGGGAGAGCGACAUGUCCGGGGACGAGAUCUCCUCCGGGAGCGAGUGGUCCUGGAGCUCCGAGGCGGAAGAGGACAUGGCCCUGGACCGGAAGGACAUCAAGAUGGAGUCCUCUGAUGUGACCUGGGAGGCGGAGUCUUCUCAGCGAGCCAGCAAGCGUCCACGUGGCGAGGAGGAGGAGACGCUCCUCAGCAGGACAAGACCACGAGGACGAGGACGGGGGAGCAGCAGCAGUCGAGCCGAGGUGUCCACCAGCACAUCUGGAGAGAGGUGGAAUGACGUGGACGUUCCAGACAUCACGCCACCGCAGCCCACCUUCUGCCCCCCCCGGGCCCCGGGACCCCAGCUCAGACGCUCAGGCACCUCCCACACGGCCCUGCAGCUGUUUCAACUCUACUUCACCAGCUCCGUUUUACAGACAAUACUUCAAAACACCAAUGACUUUGGCGCUAACUGCUCGAGCGCCACCAAGCCGUGGAGGGACCUGACGAUGGAGGACAUGUUCUCAUACAUGUCCUUGCUUAUUUACAUGGGUGUAGUGAAAUGCUCUGCGUACGGGGAUUACUGGCGACAGGAUAAACUGUACAGCCUCCCGUUCCCGAGGCGGGUGAUGAGCGGCAGGAAGUUCCUCCGGAUCUCCGGGGCGCUGCACCUCAGCAGCUUGUCGGCGGAUGCUGCUAACGAGAAGAAGAGAGGAACAGCAGCCUACGACCGACUCGGCAAAAUCCAACCACUCUACGAGGAGAUGAGGGACGCCUGCAAGAGGAACUAUCAACCCAGCCAAGACAUCGCCAUCGAUGAGCGAAUGCUUUCCACCAAAGCCAGCACGGGGACGCCAUCGAAGAAGGGCCCCAAGCUGCUCGUGCUGGCGGACUCGGCGAGCGGCUACACGUGGGACUUCUUCGUCUACGAGGGGAAGCUGCAGGGAAACAAUGGCAAUGGGGUCACUUACGAUUCUGUGAUGGCGCUCCUGGACGCACGGCUGCGCGGCUCGGGCUACAAGCUCUUUGUGGACAAUUUCUUUACAAGUCCCGCCCUUUUCCGCGACCUCCUUGAGAUGAAGGUGUGGGCGUGCGGAACCAUCCGCAAGAACCGACUCGGAGUCCCGGAAACCGAUGUCAACGCUCUGGACUCCACAUCUCCCCUGGGCAGUAUCCGGUGGAUCCGGAGGGACGCCGUCCUCUUCGUCCAGUGGCGAGACACCAAGGACUUCUUCAUGUGCUCCACCGUCCACACGGCCCACUCGGAGGACACCGUCCAGAGGAGGGUCCCAGGGACAGGUGGGCGUCGGGCACUGAAGGACAUCCCAGUUCCACCAGCGGUGAACGACUACAACCGGUCCAUGGCGGGAGUGGACUUCUCCGGCGCUCUGAUUGGAUUCUACAAAGUCCUCCACAAGUCCAACAAGUGGUACAUGAAGUUCUUCUUUCAUUUCAUGGACAUUGCGAUUGUGAAUUCCUUCCUCCUCCACAAAGACCUGGCGAGAAGCCGAGGAGACCCCCCUCUGAGGCAGAAGGAGUUCAGGGAGACCCUCAUCCAGGAGCUGGCCGAGGCGGGCUCUCCCUCCGCCUCCAUGCCCCUCCCACUUCCGGCUCCGCCCACAGCACAUCACAUGCCGGUGCACAUCUCCGGGCACAGCACCAAGGGUCGCCUGAGGUGCAGGGAGUGCAGUUUAAGGACGCCAUUGAAGUGCAGCUCCUGCGACGUGGCGUUGUGUCUCCGCCCCGGGCGCGACUGCUACAAUAAGUGGCACGACGCCAGAGAUUUGUAA